Molecule: messenger RNA, 1356 nt
Organism: Umbelopsis ramanniana AG
Lineage: Eukaryota; Fungi; Mucoromycota; Umbelopsidomycetes; Umbelopsidales; Umbelopsidaceae
Exons: 5
Coding region: 53-1009 (318 amino acids)
Source: RefSeq, a predicted model, not a curated record
CUGUCCGUCUGUGCGUACUCCCCCCACCUGAUUCCCUAUUUUUUUUACCACCAUGAACAUUCCUCGAUCGUCAUCAGGCACGUUGCCAGCAACUUCUCGUCGUAAGAAAUCCUUGGCCAAGAGUCUGUAUUCAUUUGGAUCGCUUCCAUCCUUUUGCCUUUUUUCCAAACGCGCAUUGCUCAAUGAAAGAUCCCUACCGCAUGAGGUUAUACCCUAUUUUUAUCCCGCCAAUCUACCGCUUGAUCUUCAAAUGAUCGUGGUGGGCGCCAUCUCUUCUCUAUCGGAGAUGCUGAAUGACUUUGCUUGUCGUUUAGACGAAGACGAUUCCGACGUAGAUAGUAUCGAUGCAUGUGACUCUGAUAGUGGUAGUAGCCAGGAUGGACGUGGUGACAGCGACGAAGAGGAUGAUGAUGACGGAGAUGGUGAUUCAUUAAGUAACGGUUUGGACGAUGAUGCUGGUCAACUGGAAGAUAUUCAAGCGUCUUUUCGCAUUCUCGCCUUGGAUGGGUUCAAGGUCGCGGUUUGGGAUGAGCUUUGUGACGGGGUUCUCCUGCAUCGAACAGGCGCGAAACGACCAAAAGGAGAUAUUUGUUUGGCUAUCAUCGUAUCCUAUGCAUUGCCCGACGUGUUGAUCUCUACCCACCUAGAACAUGUAGCGAGAUAUUUGCAUUUUUGGCGCGGCAAGAUCAGCAUUCAGCAUACGCGACACAUUGAGGAUCUAGGAAGAGAACUACAUGCUCCCAUCCUUUUUUGGUUUGGUGAUGUAGGGCGGCAUGGAUCAUCCUCGCCAACCGAGCAUCGAGCGUUUGGAGCCUUGCCAGGUCUGAUGAUUAAACAAACAUCAGGAUUAUCACCCAAAACGACGGUUGAAAAAUCAAAAGCCCUGAUUGACAGUAUUCAUGAGUUCAAAAAAGCCGAACUAACCCCUAAGCCGAUCGCCAUAGGCAUGGAUAGACUCGAUGUGAGAGUCCAUACGCUAGGAGGCAUGGUGACUUACCAUAGAGGGUGAGCUACCAAGCGCUUACCGGACGGCCGGAUGGGUUGGGUGAACGAAUUGUAUUAACUGACAUUGUAUUUCUAGGUUACUCUAUGGUGAUACCCCGUGUAACGUGAAUCUAAUGCUACGAACCGUGUUACUUGAGACUCAUUUCCGAGACAACCCCGAUAGCAUUGUGCUACAACGUGUUCACUUGGCGUCAGACAAACUGCAGCAAUGGAUGCCUAACGAUGAACCAUUUGAUGAGGACACCGAAUGUCUGCAUCCGUAUACAUGUAUAUGGUGCCUGGAGCCAUCUACCUUGGUUGUUUCACUGUUGCUGGCUGUCUCAACGCCUUCUGGUAUAGUGGGUGACAAUG